AUGGCAAAAUGCUUGGUCAAGAUCAGGACUCAACGAAGCCUCCAUCUGCACAUGAUGAAUCACUGCAACAGUAAUGUGUUUGUCCGUCUACUGAAACAUGGCUCCAAGGUCAUACCUCGAAAUGCUGGUACGCCAUUGCCUAAAGUGGAUGUUUCUGAGCCUCUGGUUGCCAGCUCAUCAGUGAAGAGAGCACAGUGUGCUGCAGAUCCUCCAAGUGAAGAGAAAGAUAAAAAAGUAAAAGAAGACCCAUUGACCAUUUCUGAACCAGCAUACAAUUCCAGCACCAGCCUGCUCCCUACCCCAGUGAAUGAUGAUGAAGUCGAUGUGCUCUUUGACUGUCCAUCUAGGCUGGAGUUAGAAAGAGAAGACACAGAUUCAUUUGAGGAACUGGAGGCAGAUGAACAUGCCUUUUUGAUGGCUGAAGAGGAGGAGCUGAAGGAAGCUCAUCAAGCUUUGUCAUGGAGCUAUUCCAUCCUGACUGGCUGUAUCUGGGUCAGUCCUCAGUUAAAGCAUUGUUCCAGGCUCCUGGUGGUGGGCCUAGGACUGCUGCUGUUUGUAUUUCCCCUGAUCCUUCUCCUUUUGGAGUCAGGUAUUGAUCUCUCCCUCUUGUGCAGAAACGAGAAUUUGAGCAGUUUCACUAGGAAUACUACUGUUUCCGAAAGGAGUGGAUGGCUGGGAAGAUAA
Psammomys obesus (fat sand rat) is the source of this 684-nucleotide messenger RNA. RefSeq names its product FERM domain-containing protein 3-like. The transcript has 2 exons. NCBI's taxonomy places the organism in Eukaryota, Metazoa, Chordata, Mammalia, Rodentia, Muridae. Bases 1 to 684 code for a protein of 227 amino acids. The record is from RefSeq and is a predicted model, not a curated record.